Drosophila rhopaloa is the source of this 1024-nucleotide messenger RNA. It is a transcript of the gene Npc2f, whose product is annotated as NPC intracellular cholesterol transporter 2. Gene Ontology annotation, molecular function: sterol binding. Gene Ontology annotation, biological process: intracellular cholesterol transport. Bases 427 to 939 code for a protein of 170 amino acids. The record is from RefSeq and is a predicted model, not a curated record. The transcript is spliced from 4 exons. Lineage: Eukaryota; Metazoa; Arthropoda; Insecta; Diptera; Drosophilidae.
GACCCCCUUACCAAAUCUUCAAAGUGAAUUGUUGGCGUUAUCAGUCAGAGCAGGAGCAGAAAGUCAGUGUUAUUUGCUCCAAUCGGCUCCCAGUCAAUAAAUCAAAGUUUAUUGCUUAGGCGACCGCGAAGUAUUUAUUUAUUUACGUUUCUACAGAGAGGACAAGAACUCUCUCACUGCAGAGCCGCCAGGUUAUAUGGUCGGCUACUUUUGGUUGGGACCCACUAUUCUUGGUGUCAGUCACCUAUUAGCCACCAAGCAAAUCGUAUCGCCAAAAGAAACACUGCCCGCUCGUGAUCCUCAUUAUCGAUCGCCUUUUGUUAUUGUUUUUGUCAAUUUAAAGCUGUUUGCACACUUACGCGAAUCGGGUUUGUCCGAUAUUCUAAUCAAAUCGCGAAUCUAAAUCUUAAAGAGUUGAUUAUCAUCAUGCGCGGUGCGUACAUGGAUUACUACCUUAAAAUAUUCUUGGUUAUUUGCGCUGUCCAUCAAAUAACAAGUGGAGUGAUCAAGUCCACCACAGACGCCGCCUACAAAAAAUAUCUUUCCCUAAGAUCUCUGCCAUUCGAAGAUUGCGGCUCAUUGUACCAGGUCAGCUACCUGGACAUCGAGAGCUGUACGACACUACCUUGCUCCAUGGCCCGAAACGCGACCAUUAAGGUUACCGUUCGCUUCGAUGAUAAUGGCAACGGGGUGUCCUUUUUAAAGCACGAAGUCCGAUGGGUGUUCAACUACAUCAAGACUCAGGCGGCCAUAACUCCCGAUCCGUGCGACGGGGAUCAUGGUUGUAUAAUGAGUGCGACUGAUGGAAAAGCCUACUGGGCCAACGUAUUUGUGAAUAACACUCUUCCGGUGAUGAAAGGGAGCAUGCUGUGGGAAUCCAAGGAUGCGAACGAUCAGAACCUAAUAUGUUUCCAGGUUCCCGUUGUAAUCACAGUGUAAAUGUGUAAUCACGAAAAUAAAGUAAUUGGUGCAUGCAAAUCAACAGACCAGUGUGUGGGUGUGCGUGCGUGUGUGCAUCCUUUAA